Molecule: messenger RNA, 246 nt
Organism: Sorex fumeus (smoky shrew)
Lineage: Eukaryota; Metazoa; Chordata; Mammalia; Eulipotyphla; Soricidae
Product: mitochondrial import receptor subunit TOM5 homolog
Exons: 1
Coding region: 1-246 (81 amino acids)
Cellular component (GO): mitochondrial outer membrane translocase complex
Source: RefSeq, a predicted model, not a curated record
AUGUUCCAUAUCGAGGGCUUUGUGCCAAAGCUGGACCCCGAGGAGAUGAAACGGAAGAUGUACGAGGAUGGGAUCUCCUCCGUACGGCACUUCCUCAUCUACAUGGUUCUGCUACGAGUCACUCCUUUUAUCCUAAAGAAGCUGGACACAUAUGAAGGCUGGUCAUCACAUGUGAAUGCACGAUAUGAAGAACCUGAUUACAGUUUCUCCUUCUGUCUGCAAAUGAGUAGGCCCAGAAAGAUGUAG